This is a messenger RNA of Carassius gibelio (silver crucian carp), 2681 nucleotides long. Its product is annotated as coiled-coil domain-containing protein 3. The transcript has 12 exons. Lineage: Eukaryota; Metazoa; Chordata; Actinopteri; Cypriniformes; Cyprinidae. The record is from RefSeq and is a predicted model, not a curated record. Gene Ontology annotation, cellular component: extracellular region. Gene Ontology annotation, biological process: negative regulation of gene expression. Gene Ontology annotation, molecular function: hydrolase activity. The coding region runs from base 296 to 1744 and encodes 482 amino acids.
AGUCAGAAAACUAGUCCAAAUGCCGUUCAGGAGUGCAGCAGUGAGGCUGCGUGAUGGACGCAUGACGCAGCGCGUCUAUUGGCUGUUUAAACUCCAGCGCGUCCGAUUGGCCUGAGACGAACUUUAGGAGUGAUGGAGCAGGACGUGAGAAUUUAAUUAAGUCUGAACAGGUCGAGAAUAUACUACGUGAACUGACCCAGGGCCGCUGCAUGGGUGCUUUCACUUGCAUUGCCUAUCCACUGAACCCGUGAAUGAGCACUUUUUACGCCUGGGUUUAUUUACUGGCACGGGAAGCAUGCACCUUGCGCUUCUGCUGACUCUGGGCUUCGGGUUCGCGUUUGCGUGUCAGUUGCCCAGCGAGUGGAGACCACUGAGCGAGAGCUGUCGAGCUGAACUCGCCGAGAUCAUCGUGUACGCCAAGGUGCUGGCCAUCCACGAGGAGCCGUACGCGUCAAGUCUUUACAAUUACCUGCCGUACCAGAAGCACGAGCGCGCGGAGGACGCGCUGCUGUACGCGGCGGAGGUGGAGCUGCUGUGCGACCAGGCGUGGGGCAGCAUGCUGGAGGUGCCCGCGGGCUCGCGCCUCAACCUCACGGGACUCGGGUACUUCAGCUGUCAGUCACACACGGUGAUGGAAAACAACUCCUACAUUUUCUUUCUCAGGAUGGAUGAAAACUACAACAUCCUCCCUCAUGGAGUUAACUUCCAGGAUGCCAUAUUCCCUGACACGCUGGAGAACAGACGACUGUUUUCCAGCCUCUUCCAGUUCUCAAACUGCUCUGGUAGACAGACAAAACUCAACUUUAAUAGUGAUUGGGAGAGCCAGGAAGACAGCAGGCUGCUGUGUUCCUCCGUGCAGAAGGUGUUGUUUGAGGAGGAGGAGCGGGUGGGACAGCUUGAGGAGCGCGUGGCCGAGCUGGAGAGGAGGAACGACCGGUUAAAAGAGCGAGUGGGGAAACUGAGGCAUUCUCUGAGGAAGGCCCGAAAAGUGUCCCGCCGUGCUGAACGGGAGUACCAGGAGCUGCAAGAGCGCCUGAAGACAGCAGAGAGACACAUUUACUGUAUCUGCUCCAUACCUGAUCGCGUGCACAACAUGAGCUCUCCUAAGAAAGCGACCACUGAACCUCGUGUCAUCAAAGAGGAGCUGAUAGUGAGUGGAAACUGGGUGAAGCUGGAGAAGACCACAUAUGUGGAUCCCUCUGGAAGCACCAGAACAUGGGAAACAGCUAAGAGGACAACCCGAGUCGCAGACAGCGCUGCCGAUGGUGUCUCAAUCAUAGCCCUCCUGAAGAGGACUCUGCAUAAAGACUGUGUCGUAAUGGUGAAGCAGUUUCGUCCACCCAUGGGAUGCAACACACUGGAGUUUCCUGCAGGUCUGAUAGAUGACAAUGAGAGUGUUGAAACUGCUGCUUUGAGGGAACUAAAGGAGGAAACGGGUUACAAAGGAGAAGUAGUGGGCAUCACCCCAGUCACGUGUUUAGACCCGGGCUUGUCUAACUGCACCACACAGAUGGUGAUUGUGCAUAUCAAUGGAGAUGACAAUGAAAAUAUAAACCCCAGUCAGCAGCUGGGUGAUGGAGAAUUUGUGGAGGUUAUUCAUCUACCUCUGGAUCAAUUUCAGCAAAAAAUUGAUGAGCUGCUGCAGAAAGAGAAAAUAGUGGUGGACUCCAAGGUCUAUAUUUAUGCCAUGGGAAUGUCACAGGCCUUCUUUAAACCCAGAGAGUUGCCUCUGAUGAAGCAGUGAGAUGCACAAAUCUCUCACCUGUAGAACACUAAAGACAGACAAAGUUUUUUGUGCUGUCACACACUGUUGUGUAUGGAAGCCUGUUUCUGCAAUGGGAUAAAAAAUAAAUAAAUAAAUAAAUAAAUAAUAAUAAAAGAGUAACUGAGACUUUUUAACCACAACUUACUUAUAUACUUUAUAUAUAUAUAUAUAUAUAUAUAUAUAUAUAUAUAUAUAUAUAGAUAGAUAGAUAGAUAGAUAGAUGGAUAGAUUAUUAAUUGAGAGAGAAUUCUGAAAUAUAAAUUCAUAAUUCUUUUGAGAUAUAAACUUAAAAUUCAGACUUUUUUUGUAAAUUGAUUUUACAUCAUUUACAUUAUUCUGUUUUUUGUUUGUUAGUUUCUGUAAUGGUGUAAAAAGAAGGAAUUGCAAGUUUAUAUCUCACUAUUCUCUCAGUUGUGAGAAAAAAAUAUUGUGAUAUAUAAUCUCUCACAAUUACUGUUUUUAUUAUAAUUUUUUUAUUCCGUGGAUUCGAAAACAUAGCUGUGAUUAAAUCAACCAGUACUUGACCUUGACCUUAGUGUUUUGUUACAGUUGCCUGAACAUUCCUAUUAAACUAACAUUACUUGAUUAACAGGUAUUCACCAUUUGCAGCAUUUGAAUUUUGCGUUUUAGAAUUAAAAAAUAUAGGAUUUGACCAAAUUGAACUAAAAGUUUUGGAAACUAAAAAUGUAUCUUUUUUUCUCUUCUCUGUGAAUAUUCCUGUUGCUGUUGACCUAAUAAAUUAUAUUUAAAGGUCAUACAUUAAGUGUCACAGAAAGACUCCUUAUUAAGAAAGAAUGUGUUCUAAAAUGUGUUCUAAAAUGUUCUAAAACAUUGCAGUUUGUGCUGGAAUAUGCAAAUUCAAUGCUGUUCACCUAAAUAACUUAUCAUUUUUGUCUAAUAAAUUUGACAAGUUACA